AUGGAUACCGGAAUCCCAUCAAAGAUACUCUCGAGAGGUCCAAAGCGAGCAAGGACAGAGGCUGAUGAGUCUGACGAAGGAUCGAAUGGAAGGAACAGACAUCGUGUCACAAGAGCCUGCAAUGAAUGCCGCAGACGUAAAGACCGCUGUGGUGGUCAAAGGCCUUCAUGUAAGUCUUGCGCCGACAACGACCGUGUUUGCAGCUAUGGUCCAUCCAAGAAACGCGGCCUUCGCCCUGGUUACGUCAGAGCCAUCGAAGUCUUGCUGGGGUUAAUCAUCACCACAAUCGAGGGUAGUGAAGCCUGGAUAUGCGGGCUACUUCAAGGCAAGACCGAACGAAGUUCUUUCCGCCCGGCCUUACUCAAAGUUCGGGAAUCCGAUAUGUCUGUCGAUUUCUUACUUGAAACAUGGCGUAAAUGCAGUUUGGCCAAAGAAGCUGGAAAUCUCCUUGCGUCAGAGGGCUUAGAAACUGAUGAAGAUGGCGCCGACUCAACUCGGUUCUUUGAUACAAAAGUAGUCGAAGCCAUUGCGUUAUCUCAGUCAUCGAAAGAUGACGAUGCGAAUGCCCUCUUGACGCCGAUGAAUACGGACACCACACCACAAGGAAUGACACUCUUCGACUCACCUCCUACGCCAGUCGUCUCAGCCCAUCCCUCUAAUCAUUAUGUAGAGGUAGAAUCACAGGUAUCCACUGCCCCUCAACAGAACGUCCCUACAUCAGACAGUACUAGAUCAUCUCUGUCACUCAUACCUCAACUACCUACGAACUGGCCAUACCUCAUGGACGUCUACUUCGAAACCACGCAUAGUUGGUUACCCAUUUCCCAGAAGCACGAGCUUCUACGUACAGCGUACACAGUAGCAAAUAACCCAUCAAAGUCUGCCAAUUCACCCUCACCCGGAGAAUUAGCCUUCUUACAUGCUGUACUCAUAUACGCCUCCCAUCAAGCUAGCACCAUAGAAAACAUAUCGAAACCGUCACUCGACCAUAACUAUCGAGUUGGAUCGCUGCAAGCUUUGACUCGAUCUUCUUUAUUUUCUGACCCCGUCGCUUACGAUCUGGGUCAUAUCAAAACAUUCCUCAUACUAUCUUUGCAUGAGAUGGAUUGCAAGAACUGGACGGAUGCUUGGAUCGCUAUCGGUCGCGCAGUAUAUACAGCAACAUCACUCGGGCUUAUUUCACGAAACUCGACCGAAGAACAAUUAUUAUACGGUGAUGACGUUAAAAGGACUGUCUUGGGAUGUGUGGCACUGGAGACCAUUAUUGCAUCACGACUGGGCACUGUAACUUGUUUACAAUCCUCGGAUAUCUCGCCUCAAACUCUUCUUACGACUGACGGAAUAGAAGAGUGGGAGCCAUGGCAGCCUAGGAUUCUAGUAGACACCAGAGCCAUUGCAGAUCGGCAGGUAUCAGAUCCUCAUGCGCCUGGACAUGUGAUAAGCACUUUCAACAGACUACUCCAGGUCAUAUCUCAGCUGAACGACUUGACCCAUAAGCAAAGGCGACCUUUAUCAGAUAAAGAUCUAGACGAAAUGAUGCUUACGUGUCAGCAAAAUCUCGUCGAGGACCCUCCAAUUACUGCUGAUAUACCUCCCCAAAAGCUAUGCCUUUGGAUGGCCACUGUUGCUACACACGAGAUUGCAUCAGCAGAACGUCUGGCCUCACAUGGCAUAAGCUCGUGGCGUCCAGAUGGUUACUGGAGGAGCAUCGCAUCCUUCGUGAACCUGAUAGAGAUCCGAGUCCGCUCCAUGGGACGUUGCUCCGUAUCACCUGUGGUCCAGAGCUGUUUGGAACUUUUACAGAAGGCCAUCGGUCGACACCAUUUGCAGUAUACAGGUACUGACGUUCAAGAUGAUUUUAAUCUCCUUCAGCGACAUAUCGAUACAUCUAUGGGUUCAUUGGAAGUCAUCUUCAAUGAAGAGCCCCAUAUAGACGUUGGCUCAAUCAAUCAAGCAAGAACUAACGUACCAGAGUCAAUACAUCCUGCAUUAAGAAAUGAACCUAUACAACCUCGAGCAAAUACAAUCUCCGAUAUACCAGCUACGACUUUGGCACUGAGUACGCAACUAGAAGUCAUUCAUUCUUCAACAGCACAGGAUGGUGUCUCGACAGCCAGUUUGCCCCGACCACUCGCAUUGGAAGACAGCGCGACUUUUGAUGCGACAAGACUUACCUCGAGGGACGAUUUGGAGGACGACGGUCUGUUUGAUAGCCUUGCGACAUUGGAUUCAACCGACUGGUUGGCUAACCCUCCUGAGUUUAUGCAACACCUUGGCCUACUUGACAACCCAUCGAGUAGUAUGGAUAACAUCUUUGAUAUGGAGUUUUGA
Molecule: messenger RNA, 2331 nt
Organism: Fusarium poae
Lineage: Eukaryota; Fungi; Ascomycota; Sordariomycetes; Hypocreales; Nectriaceae
Exons: 2
Coding region: 1-2331 (776 amino acids)
Biological process (GO): positive regulation of transcription by RNA polymerase II; DNA-templated transcription
Molecular function (GO): zinc ion binding; DNA-binding transcription factor activity, RNA polymerase II-specific; DNA binding
Source: RefSeq, a predicted model, not a curated record